This is a messenger RNA of Colletotrichum siamense, 1536 nucleotides long. RefSeq lists its product as uncharacterized. The transcript has a single exon. Bases 1 to 1536 code for a protein of 511 amino acids. The record is from RefSeq and is a predicted model, not a curated record. Lineage: Eukaryota; Fungi; Ascomycota; Sordariomycetes; Glomerellales; Glomerellaceae.
AUGCUCGACGAAAACCUCCCGACCUUCCACUUUCGCCCCUCCUCGGACAACCCCUCCAACACAGUCCUCUACUUCACCCACCAGGGAUCUGAACUCACGCCGCACUACCUGCUCAAGCGCGCCGACCCUGCAAAUCCCGUUGCUCGCAACAAGUACGCCUCUGCCCUUACCGACAUCGCCUCCCAGCAGAUCAUCUACGCCGAGGUCCUCGUCGAGCCGGAAUGGACACAACCAACACUCUCCACGGCGGAGGUCCGCGCCCAGGGCGGCCAGCCCGCACCGCCGCAGCCCAUCCUCCCAGACCAGGUCACUCUACAGCUGUAUAACCCGGACUCGCAGGUGGUUAUCAAGACGAAGGCCGGCAGUUGGGGCAAGAGCGACAGCUGGGAGUUUGAGAUGCCCGAGCAAACAUUCCGCGAGCCCAGCGCGAGCAUGAUCGACCGCUCCUCCGACGACCCUCCCGUCAGCGACACCGUGCCCAAGGUCGUCUUCCGCUGGAAGCGCGACGGAAGGUUAAGCAGGGACAUGACAUGCUACAUGGUUGGCAAGAGCGUGGCCGGCAAGAAGAGCAAGGAGCCGGACAUCACCGUCGCCAUGUACAAGGACAAGAAGAACGAGAGCGCCGUGACAAUCUACGAGCCCAACCUCCAGCGGGUAGACGUCGAGGACCGCAAGGGCCUGGACAUCGUCCUCCUGCUCGGCGCCGAGGUCCUGCGCGACCUCUUCCUCAACCCCAGGCAAAACGUCUUCAACCUCACCGCAGUCCCGCCUCCAAUCUCAGGCCGCAGAAAGAACUCCAAACCCCCGCCACCGCAGCCGGCCCCUAUGGCCCCCGUGGCCUCCAUGUCCGGCGCGAUCGGCAACAAGCCCGCCUCGCCGCCGGCAGCACAACCCAUGAAUAACGGGCCCCCGCGUGCAAACGCCCGCCAGCAGUGGGAGAUUGAUAACGAGACGAAGCGCCUGCAGGCCAUGGUGGCCGAGGAGCAGCGCCAGGCCCGCGAGCGCGAGCGCCGAGACGCCGAAGAAGCGAAGCGCAUCACCAAGAUGCUCGAGAAAGAGGACAAGGAGCGCCGGCGGAAGGAGGCCGAGAUCGAGAGGGAGACGGAGCGGCUGAGGAGACUGUACGGCGUCCCGCCCGCCGCGCCGGGCCCAGGUCCAGGCCUGCCGCCGCGGCACCAGCCUCCUCCGGGAAGCUCCGGGGGCUCGUGGCACGUAGCGCCCGCGCAGCCGCCGAGGCCGUCCAGCGCGGGGCCGUAUAACCAGGGUCAGCCGGGGACGAGCGCUUACCGGCCUCCGCAGGUGCACUUUGCGCCGACACCGACAAUGUCGUCGGCGGCGCCGCCCCAACAACAGCAGCAGCAGGCACCACCGCAGCAGCAGCAGGGCGGCCGGGGUAAGCUACCGAACCUGGUUUCGGGACUGCUCCAGGGCCCGUACGGGAACACGGCUGCCAGCGUCAGCAACUUCUUUCAUAGGGACCGCGCCGAGGAGGAGAGGAAGUCGAAGAUUGCCAAAAAGCGGAGUGUGCAUUUCUAA